Messenger RNA from Toxorhynchites rutilus septentrionalis, 485 nucleotides. It is a transcript of the gene UQCR-6.4, whose product is annotated as cytochrome b-c1 complex subunit 10. Gene Ontology annotation, cellular component: mitochondrial inner membrane. The coding region runs from base 120 to 281 and encodes 53 amino acids. The transcript has 2 exons. The record is from RefSeq and is a predicted model, not a curated record. Gene Ontology annotation, biological process: mitochondrial electron transport, ubiquinol to cytochrome c. NCBI's taxonomy places the organism in Eukaryota, Metazoa, Arthropoda, Insecta, Diptera, Culicidae.
AAAGCAAAACUGUCAGAAUCCCUUCGUCAGAAUUAUUUUCUCCCGUCCAACAGCAGAUUGAUCCGGAGAGUUUUCUCUGCGUUCGACGAUUGUGAUUGUGUGAUAACCACCAGCUAGCCAUGAGAAUUCCACUGGGCAGAAAACAAGCCGAGCAGGCCACCAGAUGGGUUUCUUCGGCCACAGGAUUUGGAGCAGCAGCGGCCUUGGCGGGAUGCUACUUCACCGACUGGAAAGUCAUCGUUACGUACAUCCCAUUCUAUGGUGGCAAGUUUAAGGAGUAAUGAGGACUGCAUUCAUAUUGGACAGUACCUUGUAAAACAGGGAGGUUCUUUUACGUUCAACUCGAAUUGCGAAAACAUACUAGCGUAUUUAGACAGGAACAACUGCUGUUCCCGUUAUUUGUUCCAAACAAAUGAAACACUUAUAAAUCAUGUGCGCCAAAUUGUAGUAAAAUGAGUUGGAAUAAAUUAACUUCGAGCUGCGAA